Messenger RNA from Sorghum bicolor (sorghum), 1889 nucleotides. RefSeq lists its product as uncharacterized. Lineage: Eukaryota; Viridiplantae; Streptophyta; Magnoliopsida; Poales; Poaceae. Bases 298 to 1569 code for a protein of 423 amino acids. The record is from RefSeq and is a predicted model, not a curated record. The transcript has 13 exons.
CUCUCUCUCUCUCUCUCUCUCUCUCUCCUUCCAUUCCAGGUUCCAGCCGGUUCUACACUUUUUUUUUGAAGGAACCGGUUCUACACUUCUGUUUCCCUAUAAAUCCCAAACCUUCAAGGCUUCAAGCAUCAGCAUCAAACUAGAUGCCUUGGCAAAGACGAGUUGGUUUACAGAGAACAAGCACAGCUCAAGGUUUGGAUUUUGAUCUUGAUAUUUUGCUAGUGGCUGAACAAGACCCCAAAAGUUCACCAUAAAGGACGAGCACUCGAGCAUAAGAUAUAUAUAUAAUCUGCAUCCAUGGGCUGUGGAGCGUCAAAAUGGAGUGAUCCCGGUGUCGUACGCCAGAGAGGACUGUCAAGUGUCGGCGAGGUGGUUGUCUUCCUCCCAGGUCUUCGGGUACCAAGAACCAUACACUUCUCUCAGCAAUUAGGUGCUGAUGACCUGGACAAGAGCGCAGUGGAGAGGCUGACAGCUCUGAGGGCUAGGGUUGUGGCAAUGGCGACGCAGGAAUCGUCGGCGGCUCUGAAGCCAAGGCGAAAGGCUGCAGCGCGGCAUGGAGGGUCUAGCACUGCUAAUCUCCUCCAGGCUCUGGAAGAGUACUUGCCAGCUCUGCUAGAACUGGUGGAAGAAGGCAGUGAGAUGAGAAACAAGGUGGAGUUUGUAUGGGCUAACCAGGAAGAUGUGGCUGAGGAGACAUCCAUGGCAGAUCCUUGGUAUGAGGUGCUGUCCGUGCUGCAUUUGAUGGCCAUGGUGUGCUUCUUGCAGGCUAACACCCUGCUUCUUCCUAGGCCCUAUGGUGAUGGUCACGGUCCGAGAGUGUCAGAAGAGAGCAGGCAAGCCACUGUUGAUCUCUUCUUGAAGGCAGCUGGGUAUUUGGAUUGUGCAGUUCAUCAUGUACUCAUACAUAUACCACCUGAAAGAAGAAGAGAACUUCCAGUAGAUCUGGCAGAGGGAAAUCUUAAAGCUCUUAGCUUGCAAGGUCUUGGUCAGGGAGUUGAUAUGCAGCUUGGAUUAGCAAUUGAGAACCCAAAGGCAACAUUAGCAGUAAAACGACGUUUAGCUUGCGAGAUGAUCAAAUGCUGGAAACAGGUUAAGGAUAGCAUCCCAGAGCUUCCUCUGUCAGAUGGAUGGGGGAGAAAACAUGCUCUAUUUGUAAAAUGGAAAUAUGUUGAAGCUAAGGCUGCAGCAUACUAUUUCCACGGAUUGAUUCUUGAUGAGGGGGAGACUGAAAAAUCACAAGAGACUGCCAUAGCUGCUCUGCAAUCAUCAGAAGAAUUUAUCAAUGAGAGCAAAAGAGCUUCUGAGGCCUUCCACACAGCUCCACCAACAUCAAGAAGUCCAUCUGCUUUUGGAACCACCAAAUAUCUCUUUGACAUGAUACCAAAAGAUGCAAAGAGCAAGUUCCAGAGCUACCAAGACCUGAACACACAAAAAGGAGAGUUGAACAUAGGAGUCAGCAAGAUCAUUGUGACGCCGCCUCCAUUGCCAGAUUUCCCAUUGGCUCUAAACCCCGAAGAUUAUGAGCUUCCUUAUUCGGAUCCAUUGCAGAAGGGAGCCAACCAUGGAUAAAGUUCAUUGACAACCUCAAGCCUCUUCUGGAAACUCAAGAUCAGCUGACGAAGAAUAAACAUUCAGAAGUGUCGCAUAAGACUAAUAUUAGAGUGACUUUGGAAAGAGGAAAUGAUCUUGUUACUGGUGACCAUGUCAGCAAAACCCUGUUGUAACCUCAAGAGCAUGUAAAGAUAGAAAAUCUUGCUAAAAGAUAACGCUUUUUUGAGAAGAUCUCUUAGGCUAAAUUUUUUAAUAACUGGUUGCACUUCUAUAUUAAGCACCUGAUAUAUCCUUCAUUCUGUGCUUAAUCAAAUAACAAGCUGGAUUUCAUUUGCGCA